AUGGACGCCUACGGUGGAAACGAUGAGGAGAGCGCCGAGUUGCGGAAGCUCUUGGCCGAGGUGAACGAUGACUCGGACAACUUUGAGAUCUGGGAGAAGCUCGUCCGCGCCGCCGAGGCCCUCGAGGGCGGAAUCAAUAGGAACUCGAGUUCGCAGGCGAUCACGGCCGUCCGGAGCGUCUACGACCGCUUCCUCUUGAAGUUUCCUCUUUUCUUUGGCUAUUGGAAGAAAUACGCCGACCUGGAGUUCUCAAUUGCCGGAACCGAAGCCGCCGACAUGGUUUACGAACGUGGGAUCGCCAGCGUCACCAAUUCGGUGGAUCUGUGGACAAACUACUGUUCAUUCAAGACCGAGACAAGCCACGAUUCCGAUGGUAUUCGAGAGCUCUUUGAGAGAGGAGCGGUUUGUGUCGGCCUCGACUUCCUCGCCCAUCCCUUCUGGGAUAAAUAUAUUGAAUUCGAAGAACGCAUGGAAGGAUUCGACCGAAUCUUCGCCAUCCUCGGCCGAAUCAUACACAUACCGAUGCAUCAAUACGCGAGAUACUUUGAGAAGUACCGGCAGAUGGCACAGUCGCGCCCGCUUUCAGCCAUCGCUCCUCCCGGCACUCUCACGCAGCUGCAGAUGGAUAUCGAGAACGAAGGUGCCGGCUACAAAGCCGGCCGAAGCCAGCCAGAGGUAGAGCGAGAGUUACGGACCCGGAUUGAUAACUAUCACCUCGACAUCUUCCGACGGACACAGAACGAGACUACGAAACGAUGGACGUAUGAAUCGGAAAUCAAGCGACCAUAUUUCCACGUGACGGAUCUCGACGAAGCUCAACUGACUAAUUGGCGCAAAUAUCUCGACUUUGAAGAAUCAGAAGGUGAUUACACCCGCACCCAGUUCCUCUAUGAGCGCUGCUUGGUCACUUGUGCGCAGCACGACGAGUUCUGGUUAAGAUACGCCCGGUGGAUGUUGGCCCAGCCGGGCAAGGAAGAGGAAGUUCGAAACAUCUAUCAAAGAGCGUCUUGCUUCUAUGUUCCGAUUGCUUUGCCGACAACCAGACUUCAGUACGCCUAUUUCGAAGAAAUGUCCGGUCGCGUCGAUGUGGCAAAGGACAUACACGAUGCGAUCCUCUUUCAGUUACCAGGCCAUGUCGAGACAAUUGUCUCUCUGGCGAACAUAAAUCGUCGUCAUUCAGGUCUGGCGGCCGCUGUUGCCGUGUACCAAAGUCACCUGGAGUCUCCGAGCGUCGAAUCUGCAGCAAAAGCUGCCCUGGUGGCUGAAUGGGCGAAACUCCUCUGGAAAGUUAAGGGCUCAACGGAAGAGGCUCGCCAGGUUUUCCAGACGAACCAACACUUGUACCUCGACAGCCCAGCUUUCUGGUCCAGCUACCUGCGUUUCGAAAUUGAACAACCCACAAGUAGCGAGACAGAGCAACAGCAUUACGAGCAGAUUCGGCGGGUCGUGGACGAGAUCCUCACCAAGAGCGCCCUACCAGAAGCCAUCGUUCAAGAGCUCAUCACGGCUUACAUGAGGUAUCUGCUUGAGCGGGGCACCAAAGAUGCGGCCAAGGAAUAUAUGAACCUCGAUCGCGAGAUCAAUGGGCCAAUGUCGGUCCAGAAGAUGCCCAAGGCCAACCUGGAGACGGGCAAGACACUCGUUGGAGCUGUCAACGGACAGACACCCGCUGCACCAAUCUUCAAGAUGUGUGGCAUCUUUGGCUACAUCAACUAUCUGGUCGAGAAGGACCGCAGGUUCAUUCUAGACACCUUGCUCAAUGGUCUGGCUCGUCUCGAGUACCGUGGCUACGACUCCGCCGGUCUAGCGGUCGAUGGCGACAAGAAAAAUGAGGUUUUUGCGUUUAAAGAGGUGGGAAAGGUGGCCAAACUCCGAGAGCUGGUUGAAAAGUCUGGCGUCGACAUGACCAAAGUCUUUGACUCUCACUGCGGUAUUGCUCACACCCGAUGGGCCACCCACGGCCAGCCUUCCAGACUCAACUGUCAUCCUCACAGAUCUGACCCCAAGUGGGAGUUUGCUGUCGUCCACAACGGCAUCAUCACAAACUACAAAGAGUUGAAGGCCUUGCUCGAGGGCAAGGGCUUCAAGUUCGAGACCGACACCGACACCGAGUGCAUUGCGAAGCUUGCCAAAUACCUCUAUGACCAACACCCAGACAUUGAUUUCACCACGCUCGGAAAGGCUAUCAUCAAGGAGCUCCAGGGAGCUUUUGGCCUGCUCAUGAAGUCCGUCCACUACCCCCACGAAUGCAUCGCCGCCCGAAAGGGUUCACCUUUGGUGGUGGGAGUGAAGACUGCCAAAAAGAUGAAGGUGGACUUUGUGGACGUCGAGUACUCUGAAGAUGGUGGUGCUCUGUCUGCUGAGAUUGCAAACCACAAUGUUGCAGUCAAGAAGUCUACAGCUGGACUCUUGGCCCCCAACGGCAUGUUGGCUCCCCCUGACAAGUCGCUGCUCCACCGAUCACAAUCCCGGGCAUUCUUGUCGGAUGAUGGUAUGCCUCAACCAGCCGAGUUCUUCCUCUCGUCUGAUGCUUCGGCCCUGGUCGAGCACACCAAGAAAGUUUUGUAUCUUGAAGACGAUGACAUUGCCCACAUCCACGAUGGCCAGCUCAACAUUCACAGAUUGACCAAAGAUGAUGGUACCAGCAACGUGCGUGCUAUCCAGACCAUCGAGCUUGAACUUCAAGAGAUCAUGAAGGGCAAAUUCGACCACUUCAUGCAAAAGGAAAUCUUUGAACAACCCGAAUCUGUCGUCAACACCAUGCGUGGUCGUUUGGAUGUCGCAAACAGAACCGUCACUUUGGGAGGUCUCAGACAAUACAUGAGCACCAUUCGAAGAUGCAGAAGACUCAUCUUCAUCGCUUGCGGUACCAGCUACCAUUCUUGUAUGGCUGUCCGGGGUGCGUUUGAGGAGCUCACGGAAAUCCCCAUUUCUGUCGAGUUGGCUUCCGAUUUCCUCGACAGACAGGCCCCAGUUUUCCGGGACGACACCUGCGUGUUUGUGUCACAGUCUGGCGAGACUGCCGAUUCGCUCAUGGCUCUGAGAUACUGCUUGGAGCGAGGUGCUCUCACUGUGGGAAUUGUCAACGUGGUCGGCUCGUCCAUCUCCAUGCUGACCCACUGCGGUGUCCACAUCAACGCUGGACCUGAGAUCGGUGUCGCCUCGACCAAGGCUUACACUUCUCAGUUCGUGGCCAUGAUCAUGUUUGCUUUGUCCCUGAGUGAGGACCGCCUCUCCAAGGCUCAGCGCCGUCAUGAAAUCAUUGAUGGCCUGGCCAAGGUCAGCGAACAAUUCCGCGAAAUCCUCAAACUCAACGACUCGAUCAAAGAAAUGUGCGCCAAAUUCCUGCAGAACCAGAAAUCUCUCUUGCUCCUCGGCCGAGGCAGCCAAUACUCAACAGCUUUGGAAGGUGCCCUGAAAAUCAAGGAGAUUUCAUAUCUCCACUGCGAAGCAGUCAUGUCUGGAGAGCUCAAGCAUGGUGUUUUGGCGCUUGUCGAUGAGAAUUUGCCCAUCAUUAUGAUCCUGACCAGAGAUGACAUCUUCCCCAAGUCACUGAACGCUUAUCAACAAGUGAUCGCUCGUGGUGGACGACCUAUUGUCAUCUGCAACAAGGACGACCCAGAAUUCCCCCCAUCCAAGACGGAGCGCAUUGAGGUGCCAAAGACGGUCGACUGCUUGCAAGGCUUGUUAAACGUCAUCCCACUGCAACUGAUUGCCUACUGGCUUGCGGUUGCUGAGGGACUGAACGUGGAUUUCCCGCGCAACUUGGCCAAGUCUGUCACUGUCGAGUAA
This is a messenger RNA of Fonsecaea monophora, 3792 nucleotides long. Its product is annotated as glutamine-fructose-6-phosphate transaminase (isomerizing). The transcript has 9 exons. The record is from RefSeq and is a predicted model, not a curated record. NCBI's taxonomy places the organism in Eukaryota, Fungi, Ascomycota, Eurotiomycetes, Chaetothyriales, Herpotrichiellaceae. Gene Ontology annotation, biological process: RNA processing; protein N-linked glycosylation; UDP-N-acetylglucosamine metabolic process. Gene Ontology annotation, molecular function: carbohydrate derivative binding; protein binding; L-glutamine:D-fructose-6-phosphate transaminase (isomerizing) activity. The coding region runs from base 1 to 3792 and encodes 1263 amino acids.